AUGUUUCAGGACUCAGUGGCCUUUGAAGAUGUGGCUGUGAACUUCACUCGGGAAGAGUGGGCUUUACUAGGUCCCUCACAGAAGAAUCUCUACAUAGAUGUGAUGCAGGAGACCAUCAGGAACUUGGACUCUAUAGGAAUAAAAUGGAAAGAUCAGAAUAUUGAAGAUGAGUACAAAAAUCCCAGGAGAAGUCUAAGAAAUCAUAUGGUAGAGAGACUGUCUGAAGGUAAAGAAGGGAGUAAAGGUAGAGACAUCUUCAGCCAGAUUCCAGAUGACAUUGUGAACAAGAAAACUCCCCCUGGGGUAAAAGCAGGUGAAAACCGUGUGUGUGGAGGAGGCAGCAGUGAUCAUUCAUCUGUUAAUUGGCACAUCAGAGCUGAUACUGGACACAAACCAUAUGAAUUUCAAGAACACAGAGAGAAGCCAUAUAUCAGCAAACAACGUGGGAAAGCCUUCAGUUACAGCCCCUCCUUUCAAACACAUGAAAGGCCUCACACUGGAGAGAAACCCUUUGAUUGUGAGGAAUGUGGAAAAACCUUCACUGUCCAUAGAAACUUUCAAAGACACAUGGUAAGGCACAGUGGAGGUGGACCUUUUAAGUGUAAAUUUUGUGCAGAAGCCUUUGAUUUGUAUAGUUUAUUUCGUUUACAUAAAAGAUCUCAUACUGGAGAGAGACUAUAUGAAUGUAAGCAGUGUUCUAAAGCAUUCCCCAGUUACAGAUCCUAUCUAAGACAUGAAAGAACUCAUACUGGAGAGAAACCCUAUAAAUGUAAACAGUGUGGGAAAGCCUUUAGUUGUCCCUAUUUUGUUAAAGUACAUGAAAGGUGUCAUACUGGAGAAAAACCCUAUGAAUGUAAGCAAUGUGGGAGAGCAUUUUCUUUUCGUACAUGCUUUCGAAGACACAUGAUAACGCACACUGGAGAUGGACCUCUUAAAUGUGAGGUAUGUGGGAAGGCCUUUGAUUCUCCCAGUUUCUUUCGUCGACAUGAAGUGACUCACACUGGAGAGAAACCCUAUGAAUGUAAACAAUGUGACUUUCUGCUCUGGAUCCUGGGUAGUAUCCCUGUGCUUGGGCUCCGGCUCCGGCUCCGGCUCCGGCUGCGACUCGGUACUGAGACCCCUGGGGGUAGGUCUGUGACAGCCUCUGUCGUUCUGGGAGCCGUAGAGAGGACGCCGCGACACCACGAAAACCGGGAAAUGGUGAGUGUGCAGACGUCCGCGGGCGGGAAGCGGGGGCUGGUUGGAACCGGCCGCAACCGGCUGUGGCGGGACCGGGGCCUUCCAGCGGUCAGCUCGGAAGUCUGCGGACCGGAGUAG
Otolemur garnettii (small-eared galago) is the source of this 1317-nucleotide messenger RNA. Its product is annotated as zinc finger protein 823-like. The record is from RefSeq and is a predicted model, not a curated record. The transcript has 4 exons. Gene Ontology annotation, biological process: regulation of transcription by RNA polymerase II. The coding region runs from base 1 to 1317 and encodes 438 amino acids. Lineage: Eukaryota; Metazoa; Chordata; Mammalia; Primates; Galagidae. Gene Ontology annotation, molecular function: DNA-binding transcription factor activity, RNA polymerase II-specific; RNA polymerase II transcription regulatory region sequence-specific DNA binding. Gene Ontology annotation, cellular component: nucleus.